GCAACAACCACAGACGAAGAAGAAAGAGAACAUGGUCUUCCGGUAUUAGCCUAUUAGCUUCACAGAUAGUUAGCCCAAGUCUCUCAGAUUUGCGGUAAAUUCAAGCAAUCUAUUGACUUUAAGGUGCUCAAAAUGGAUAUUCUGAAAGCAGAGAUCGCACGAAAAAGGAAACUUCUUGAAGAAAAGAAUCUGAUUGAUGACUCCAAAAAGUACUUCAAAAGAUCUGACCUGGCAAAGAAGGAGCAGGAGGAUUACUUCAGACACUGUGGAUUAAAGGUUCAGGGCGAGACUCCCGAGAGACAGGUUGACAGUGGCGAUGAAGAAGAACCAUCCUCUUCAAACAAGAAUCCAGUGUUGGAGUUAGAACUAACUGAGGAGAAGUUGCCCAUGACGCUGUCCAGACAGGAGGUCAUCAGGAGGCUGAGAGAGCGAGGAGAGCCCAUACGACUGUUUGGGGAGUCAGACUAUGACGCCUUUCAAAGACUCAGGAAGAUCGAGAUUCUCACCCCUGAAGUAAACAAGGGUUUGAGGAACGACCUGAAGGCUGCCAUGGAUAAGAUCGACCAGCAGUAUCUGAAUGAGAUUGUGGGAGGAACAGAAGGCGGAGAGCUAGACACACAACAUGACCUCAAAGUGCAUGAAGAGAACACCACAAUAGAGGAACUAGUGGCUCUUGGAAAAACACUGGGCAGAGGAGAUGACCAUGGAGACCAGGAUGUUAUCGACAAAUUUUUGAGAUUUCUUUUGGGCGUUUGGGCCAAAGAUCUAAACAGCCGUGAGGACCAUGUAAAGCGCAGUGUACAGGGCAAACUGGCCAGUGCCACACACUCCCAGACUGAGUCCUAUCUCAAACCUCUGUUCAGGAAAUUGCGCAAGAAGAGUUUACCAGCAGACAUCAAAGAGUCCAUCACAGAUAUCAUCAAAUUUAUGUUGGAAAGAGAAUAUGUCAAAGCCAAUGAUGCUUACCUUCAGAUGGCCAUCGGAAACGCACCCUGGCCCAUCGGCGUGACCAUGGUGGGGAUCCACGCUCGUACAGGGAGAGAAAAGAUCUUUUCCAAACACGUGGCUCAUGUUCUGAACGACGAGACCCAGAGGAAAUACAUCCAGGGCCUAAAAAGACUUAUGACCAACUGCCAGAAACACUUCCCAACAGACCCAUCCAAAUGUGUGGAAUACAAUGCUUUGUAACGUUCACUUUUAACUUCUAUUAAUAAUGCUGAAGUUAUAAGAGCAAACUUGUAUAUAGUGAAAUUCUACCAUCACGUUUUGAAUUGAUUUGAAUUACAACUCGUGAAAAAUACCACAAUUUAAAUUAUUCUGUCUACCUUUUGUUAGGCUUUUGACAUUUGUUAGAUUCUUUUAUUGGCAUACAGGAAACUGCUAAAGCAAAUUGUACAAUAGAUAUUUUAAUUUGCAUGUAUAAGUUUUGUUACACAUUAAUGCUGUCGACUUUAAGGCUCCAUGUCUCUUUGUAAGAAAAUAAAACGUAUUGAACAUAUUGUGUAGUUUUGCUUCUGGCGUAUCAUUUUGGUGUUAUCAAAGGUGCUUCAUAGGUAGCUGGGUUGUUGAAU
Molecule: messenger RNA, 1571 nt
Organism: Periophthalmus magnuspinnatus
Lineage: Eukaryota; Metazoa; Chordata; Actinopteri; Gobiiformes; Gobiidae
Gene: prpf18
Product: PRP18 pre-mRNA processing factor 18 homolog (yeast)
Exons: 11
Coding region: 133-1188 (351 amino acids)
Biological process (GO): generation of catalytic spliceosome for second transesterification step; RNA splicing
Cellular component (GO): U5 snRNP; U4/U6 x U5 tri-snRNP complex; U2-type post-spliceosomal complex
Source: RefSeq, a predicted model, not a curated record